AUGGCUCUUGAUAGCAUGUGGGCUCCCCAGGCAUCAAUCAUCGGGGAUGGGCCUGCCAAGAAAGUGGGUGAACAGGCGCCCCUACAAUCACACAUCCUCCAGACUGCCUCCUUAAAAGAUGGCCCAGCGAAGCGGGCAGUGUGGGUCCGCUGUAACCAUUCAGAGCCAGAACCUGCUAAAUUAACGACAGGCAAGGAGAAAUCCAAGCUAGUGGUGACCAAAGCAGUGGUCGUGGACCUUGGCACUGGCUCCUGCAAAUGUGGCUUUGCCGGGCUGCCGAAGCCCACCCACAUCAUCUCAUCGACAGUGGGCAAGCCCUACAUGGAGACCGCCAAAACCGGGGACAAUCGCAAGGAGACAUUCGUGGGGCGGGACCUCAUCAAUCCAGGGGUUCGUCUCAAGCUAAUUAAUCCUCUGCGGCAUGGCAUCAUCGUGGACUGGGACACAGUGCAGGAUAUCUGGGAAUAUCUCUUCCAUCAAGAGAUGAAGAUUGCCCCAGAGGAGCAUGCGGUCUUGGUUUCAGAUCCACCCCUGAGCCCACACACCAACAGAGAGAAGUACGCUGAAAUGCUGUUUGAAACCUUCAGCACUCCUGCAAUGCACAUCGCCUACCAGUCCCGCCUGUCCAUGUACUCCUACGGAAGGACCUCUGGCCUGGUGGUGGAGGUCGGCCACGGCGUGUCCUACGUGGUCCCCAUCUACGAGGGUUAUCCUUUGCCCAGCAUCACCGGACGUCUGGACUAUGCAGGCUCUGACCUGACAACCUAUUUGAUGGGCCUGAUGAAUAAUGCGGGGAAACACUUCACCGAGGACCAGAUAGGGAUUGUGGAGGACAUCAAGAAGAAAUGCUGCUUUGUGGCCCUGGACCCCAUCGAAGAGAAGAAAAUCCCAGCCACCGAGCAUACAAUUCAGUAUACUCUGCCUGACGGGCAGGUGAUAAACCUGGGCCAGGAAAGGUUCCUGUGCGCAGAAAUGUUCUUUAAGCCUUCUCUGAUCAAGUCCAUGCAGCUGGGGCUCCACACCCAGACUGUGUCCUGCCUUCACAAGUGUGACAUUGCCCUCAAGCGGGAUCUCAUGGGCAGCAUCCUGCUGUGUGGGGGGGGCACUAUGCUCAGCGGCUUCCCCAACCGCCUGCAGAAGGAGCUGAGCAGCAUGUGUCCCAACGACAAUCCGCAGGUCAACGUGCUGCCCGAAAGAGACACAGCGGUGUGGACAGGCGGCUCCAUCCUGGCCUCGCUUCAGGGCUUCCAACCCCUGUGGGUCCACCGCUCUGAGUACGAGGAACACGGGCCUUUCUUCCUCUACAGAAGGUGCUUCUGAACUCCGACCAAGCGUG
Neogale vison (American mink) is the source of this 1336-nucleotide messenger RNA. RefSeq names its product actin like 7A (gene ACTL7A). Bases 1 to 1320 code for a protein of 439 amino acids. Gene Ontology annotation, cellular component: cytoplasm; nucleus. Lineage: Eukaryota; Metazoa; Chordata; Mammalia; Carnivora; Mustelidae. The transcript has a single exon. The record is from RefSeq and is a predicted model, not a curated record.